Messenger RNA from Kwoniella botswanensis, 1824 nucleotides. RefSeq lists its product as uncharacterized. The transcript has 10 exons. The coding region runs from base 1 to 1824 and encodes 607 amino acids. The record is from RefSeq and is a predicted model, not a curated record. Gene Ontology annotation, molecular function: protein binding. Lineage: Eukaryota; Fungi; Basidiomycota; Tremellomycetes; Tremellales; Cryptococcaceae.
AUGUCAAUAUCCAAUCCAUCUCACUUAUUGAUCUCCCGCAACUCACCUCGUUCACCCGCGCAUCCUCAACUAGCCCACGCAUCCACAUCGCGGCAUCAUCAUGCUCAUGUCCCCUCUUCACCGCUUCCUUCGCCCAGGCAGAACUUCCUAGGUAGAUGGCAUCAGUCUCACUCCGCUGACGAGAUAAGCUCUUCGUCAUACAACACUAACCGUACACAAAGGGAAUCGGUUAGAGACGGGUUCGAAGAAGAUAUGUUGAAUCGACAAACAACCUUAGACUCCCAAAACCAAGAAGAAGGAGAAGAAGAUGUAGUGAUAGAUGUGCAUCCUACUUUUCUACCUGAUGCAAGUAUGCCAGGUAAAGUUAAAGUGAUAGUGGGUAGAAAUGAAUUUUACUGUCAUAAGGAUGUAUUGUGGUUUGCGAGUCCAUUCUUCCAAGGUCUGUUACAGGGAAACUGGGCGGAGACUACUCCACAUACCAACCCUACCACACCCUCCUCAUACGCUAUAGACCUAUCACCUACACCAUCUGUCCAUCUCCCCUCUUCACCACCUACUGAUACAGAUCCACCUAGUCCGCGCCAUAUGCCUAUACCUGAUGAUCCAGUCAAUCAAGAUGCCGUAGACCUCGACACGGACGAUACCCACCCAAGGGACCAAUCCGAAGUAUUACCUCUCAACAAUGAAGACGAACACCAUAUUGCUGUUGAUUCAACGAUACGAAUCAGAAAGAGCGAUCUCUAUAUAGACGGUACGGACGAUCCUAGCGUAGCAGAUAUCUUGAGGGAAUUGAGGGAACUACCUGAAACUCCGGAUGGAGUCAGGGCUAUAUCAGACGUACUGGAAGAUAACCCUCCAACAUUAGGUGAGGUCAUAUCGGGACAUGGUAAUAGUGUUGCAUCGCUAUCGAGAUUGACUAUUCAACCUCCUCCUCCCGAUGUGCAUCUACCGGACAAUUCUACUCCGCUCAUCUCACCAUCUCCUUCUAUCGAAUCAGCACAGACCGAACUUGCACCGUCCCAUCAACCCAGCUCAGCAAGACUGUCUAUCCGAACUACCCGAACAAGAUCAACUAUACGUCAUUCUUUCUCUUCGGGGACAGGGAUGGGUAUGAAGAAUACAAAGUUGGAAGCUGUUGUUGAGCUGCAUGAAGAAAGUCCAGCUGCAUUCCAUGAUUUCUUAUUUUGGGCUUAUCCCCAUCUGGAAUGUAAAGUAACCUGGACAAAUGUUGAGAACCUACUCUCUCUCUCACUCAAACUUAUUGUACCUGCCCUUCAGAAAUUAUGUGAACAUUUCCUAAUGACUCACGCAUCUGGUAGACCAGUCAUGGCGCUGUGUCUGGCCGAGGAACAUUGUAAUGCGGAAUUGUAUAGGGAAGCGAGUAGGUUCGUGCUUGAUCAGCCUUCUUGGGACCAUAAUGAGAUGCAAUAUCUGAGCUCACAGACUCAACUGAAAUUAUCCAUUAGGCGAAACUGGUUCUUGGAGAGACUUUUGAAACUGGCCAGUAUAGACGUAAAAAAGGAAUAUAUCUGUCGAGCCGACUGUCCAGACCCAUUGAGGUGUCAAACCCAGCUGGACGAGAAAUGGCGUCAGGCGUACGCGGCAGUCACUCGAUAUGGUCCACCGCAACCUUCCGUAGCGUUCAGAUGUCUGAGACAGCUUGAGACUUUUCCUACGAAUCCUAGUUUGGUGAUGUCGCAUCCUCUAUGCCAGAGUGCAGCCAAGACAUGGGUGAUGAGCUUAUUCGACAGGAUGUUUCAACCAAAGUUGGUUUACUCAAAUCCAGGUACUGAGAAAUACUGGUUAUGGAUCAAUAUGAAUUGA